UUCCGAUGUUUAAAGCAAAUGUAUUUUAAGGCAUCCUUUACCUAAAUAUAUGUAAUAUUGAGUAAAUAAACGUUUAUGUCUCAUGCCCAUUCUUCCCCCAAUGCUGUGACGAUGCUGUGCGCCGAGGAAGGCGCGCGGGGUGAUUCCUCGAGGGGUGGGCUGUGGGCUACAAUGCGCGCUGCUGAAUGGUGAGCGCAUAGUGAAUGAAGCUUCAAUGGAGGAGGCAAGGAUGCGCGCGACAGCGCACGCGCCACACCCCCGCCUUCAAUUAAAACAUCUCAGGGUUCGUCUGAGUGAGAGCGAAGAUGGCGAUAGAGUGAAGGAGACCACGGGAAGAUGACAAGCCCCCUACAGACAGACGAACACGCACGAGCUCUUCACCCCGCCGCCUCGGAGAUGCCUGUGAACGAGUAAGACGCGGCUGCGUGCGAUGUGUUGUCAGGGAGAUGCGGGGUAGGUGAUGGAGUCUCGCGGCAUGUGCUUUAUCAUGCACUGUCUCGGUAAUUCAGACGCAGGUGUUUGCAGUGCAGAUUCAUUUUGAGCAGCAGGUGAAAAGGAUGCUUCGAGCCAUCAUGUAAACGCCGCGGUGGGGAAUAUUGCGGAGACCCGCCCGUGUGAGCUCGCGCUUUGUCUCCCCCUCUAAAAUAUGAUCACGGGCGCCUGGCGGUGUGGAAGGAAACUUGACGCCGAGUUAGAAAUCUGCCGCGUGACCGAACCCAUCGACAAGCCUUGCGCGGAGUCGGAGAAGGUGCAGAGAUGGCGCAUGAGCCUCGCGUCGCUUCUCUUUUUCACUGCGCUGCUGUCCGAUCACCUCUGGCUGUGCGCUGGAGGCAAGCUCCGCUCGAGAGACCGGACUCAUCGGAGGACGUGGAGCAACGCGAGUCACGACGCCCAGACGGGCCUUCGCGAUGAGGACUGCGGGGUCUUCUUGAGCAAUCUGACAAAAAACGGGCCAGACUGCGUGGAGGCUGACGCGCGACGCCGCUCGCCUCUGGAGUCCGCGUGCUCUACCCUUUACCGGCAGAAGAGCGGCUCGGUGAGCUCCUCCUAUUCUGUAACGGUGCCCACGGUGUCGCCACACGCGUUUUUGGAGUACUUCCGGAACUUCAGCUUGUCGUUUUGCGACGCGCUCACAAUAGCGGACCUGCUGGAAAGCAUGACCAGUCCGGACGGGCUCAACUGCAGCCUGACGCGCAUCAUUCGUGACCUGUUCAGCGGCGGACCGGAGGACGGGGACGCGUGCAGCGCUUGUGUUCAUGCGUACACCCGACUCGACCAACACGCUCAGGAAAAAUAUGAGGAAUUUGACGUCCUUACGCGCAAAUACAUGGCGGACGACUACUCAGUGCGCGCGCAAACACACCUGUGUCAGGCUGUGUAUAAAGCCUGGCUGUGUGCAGAAUACUUUCCAGUUCCUCAGCGACAGUGUGUGCGGUGGCUCCCAUGCCGGCACUACUGCGGCGAGGUCACUGCCAGCUGCCCCUUCAUCCUACCUGACAAUGACCGGUUGCUGUAUGCCGGCUCGCCCAGCUUUCUAUGUGCAGGGCUUCAAGAGGAGUAUUUGAGCAGUCAGGGUCCAGACUGCUGUGACGUCAGAUGGAGUGGAUGUGACUCUGCUGUAGGCGCUGCAUGUGCCCUGACGCACCUCCCGGGCUCCUUUUCUUUCCACAGGAGGUUAUCGUCGGGGGCCAUGUCAUGUACAAAUCGUCUUCAUGGCAGUAAAUUGAAACUGUGUGUGCUUGUUCUCUUCUUACUACACACAUUCAUCUCCAUAACAACACUGCAGCAUUGCAGCACUGGCUCCUUGGAGGCAAUAGUACCUCUAGAAGAAGUUCCCAUGAGGGAGGAAUAAGAGACUGGAACAUCUCCCUCUUUACUGGAAGGCGCACAUGCUGUGAAAGUGUGUUUGUCUGCCGUGCAUGAGACGAACCUUACCGAAUGCCUGGAAAACACAGGAAGUCUCGCCACCGCUGAAGCGUCUGUGCCUGUCUUUUUGAGGACUGGAACAUCUGGCUUGGUCUGAGCGUGCAUGUAUUCGUGCGUUUGUUUGAGCGAGUGAAUGUUUUAAACACGUUUUUUCAGUGUUUCGUUUGUUUUAUCGGGACUACCUGGCUGCACAUGUUUAAAAAAAGACGGUUCAUGAAUGAUAAUUUGUUUUGUUUCGUUUUAGACUGCAUUCUUGAAAACUAAAAUGAAUGCGUGAACAAUGGAUGAAUGAUAUUGUUACAUUUCUCCUCGAAUAAAUCCAACACUAU
Danio aesculapii is the source of this 2255-nucleotide messenger RNA. RefSeq names its product NALCN channel auxiliary factor 2 (gene nalf2). The transcript has 3 exons. The record is from RefSeq and is a predicted model, not a curated record. Gene Ontology annotation, biological process: calcium ion import across plasma membrane. Bases 647 to 1852 code for a protein of 401 amino acids. Gene Ontology annotation, molecular function: stretch-activated, monoatomic cation-selective, calcium channel activity. Lineage: Eukaryota; Metazoa; Chordata; Actinopteri; Cypriniformes; Danionidae. Gene Ontology annotation, cellular component: plasma membrane.